CUUCUCUCUUCCUCCUCCCAUUUCAGUAGAAGCGAUAAAAAAAAAUGCCGGAACCAAUUGCCAUUGUUGGUACCGGUUGCCGGUUCCCUGGGGCCGCAUCUUCGCCGACUCGACUCUGGUCUCUCCUCUCCAACCCGCAAGAUGUCGCAUCGAAGAUUCCGAAAGGCAGAUUCAAUGUCGAUGCGUACUACCACCCCGACGGCCCCCAUGGCGGCACCUCCAACGUUCAAGAAUCCUACUUCCUCCAAGAAGACGUUCGCGCCUUUGAUGCGCCCUUUUUCAACAUCUCAGCAGCCGAAGCGGAAAGCAUGGAUCCGCAACAGCGACUCGUCCUCGAAACCGUCUAUGAAUCGCUCGAAGCGGGCGGUCUCCGUCUCUCAGACCUGCGGGGGUCCUCGACAGGCGUAUACUGCGGGCAGAUGUGCGACGAUUACAGCCAAGUUUUGGCCCGGGAUACCGAGAAUCUACCACGAUACACAUCCACUGGAAUGGCGCGAAACAAUGCCUCCAAUCGGGUGUCGUACUUUUUCGACUGGCACGGUCCGUCCAUGACGAUCGAUACCGCUUGCUCUUCGUCCCUUGUCGCCGUUCAUCUGGCUGUGAAUGCCUUGAGGGCUGGGGACUGUAACGUCGCCGUCGCUGCCGGCACAAACCUCAUUCUUUCUCCGAUUUUCUAUAUCUCCGCCUCCAACCUUACCAUGCUCUCCCCGACUGGACGAUCCCGCAUGUGGGAUGAAAAAGCAGAUGGCUAUGCCCGCGGUGAGGGUGUAGCAUCGCUUGCUUUGAAGCGUCUGAGCGACGCCAUUCGCGAUGGUGACCCAAUUGAAUGCGUGAUUCGUGAAUCGAAUGUGAACCAAGACGGCCGCAGUAUGGGUAUCACGAUGCCGUCGAGUGAAGCGCAGGCGCAGUUGAUUCGGUCCACGUACGCGAAGGCCGGUCUCCAGCUCGAACUACCACGAGAUCGAUGCCAGUACUUCGAGGCGCACGGCACGGGUACGCAAGCAGGCGAUCCGCAAGAGGCGGGUGCUAUCGCAAACUGUUUCUCCGCGGACCGUUCCGACUCGGGAUACUCUAGCUCCAAUUCAUCACAAACAUCUGAGGACCAGAAGCUAUAUGUUGGGUCUAUUAAAACAAUCCUUGGUCAUACCGAGGGAACGGCGGGUCUGGCCGGUGUUAUCAAGGCGUCGCUCUGCAUGCAAAAUGACACCCUCGUUCCUAACCUCCACUUCAACAACCUCAACCCCAAGGUUGAACCAUUCUACUCCAAUCUCGAAAUUCCCACAAAGGCUCUUCCCUGGCCCGAACGACCAGAAGGUGUCCCGAAGCGCGCAUCAGUGAACUCCUUUGGUUUUGGAGGUACAAACGCCCACGUUAUUCUCGAAGGCUAUGAGCCAGAACAACCACCAGCGACGAAUGAGACAUUGCCUUCUAUCCUCCCAUUUGCCUUUUCCGCCAUCUCUGAGCGGACCCUUGGUGCCACGCUAAGUGCGUACGCGGAAUACCUCGAAUCUCACCCUGAAAUCGACCUCGUCGAUGUGGCGUGGUCGCUUCUGGCUCGACGAGAGCAAUUAACCCACCGUGUGACUCUCUGGGCCUCGUCGGCAGACGCGCUAAAAUCCGAGAUUGCAGCAGAACUCCAGCGCAGACAGGCGAAGAACCCUUCAACCAAGGUCGUCCGGUCAUCAUCCUCGAGCCCCAAGAGCAUUCUGGGUGUUUUCACCGGUCAGGGUGCGCAGUGGCCGCAGAUGGGUCUGGAUCUCAUCACCGUCUGUCCCGCAGCCAAGAACUGGCUUGCAGAUUUGCAGAAGGCUCUCGAUACCUUACCCGAAGAGUGCCGGCCGGAGACCACAUUGUUCGACGAGCUCUCAGCGGCCAAGGAGACGUCUCGUCUAGAUCAGGCUGUUGUCUCGCAGCCGCUCUGCACGGCCGUCCAGAUCCUGCUGGUAAACUACCUCCGUAUACUGGGAAUCAGUCUCUCCGUCGUCGUCGGUCACUCCUCGGGCGAAAUCGCAGCAGCAUACGCCGCGGGAGUCUUCUCCGCCACCAGUGCCAUCCGUAUCGCCCACCUUCGAGGCCACGUCGCGCGACUCGCGGGUGCCAACGAUCAGUCUGGCUCCAUGCUUGCUGCCGGAUUAGCCCCAGAGGAAGCCAGGGAGCUAUGCGAGCAAGAACAAUUCCAAGGACGCAUCAAGGUCGCCGCCUUUAACUCACCCAGCAGCAUCACACUCUCUGGUGAUGAGGAUGCCGUGAAAGAAGUCGACGCCCUCCUCAAGGAGCAAGGGAAAUUCGCCCGUGUCCUGAGAGUCAGCACCGCAUACCACUCCCACCAUAUGGUCGCCUGCUCCGAGCCUUACAUCAAGGCGCUCGCGGAAGCAAGCCUUCAGACCUCCGCCCCGACGGCAGCAGUGUGGUUCUCCAGCGUCCACGACGGUCAGAAAAUUGGACCCGAGCACUUGGGCGCCCUGGCUGGCGAGUACUGGAACAGCAACAUGCUCAACUCGGUCAUGUUCACGCAGGCGUGCACAGCGGCCAUGAACCACACAUCGUACGACAUGAUGGUUGAAAUCGGCCCGCACCCCGCGCUCAAGGGACCAUUCAUGCAGACCAUGGGCGACAUACCAAACGCCAACACCGAAGCUCCCUACAUCGGUCUUCUCAAGCGUGGCGGCACCGGCGUUGAAUCGCUCGCGACGGCUAUCGGCUCCUUCUGGACCAAUCUGGGCGCUGAUGCAAUCGAUGCCUCUCAAUACGUGAAGCUCUUCGACCCAUCGCGGGAGCUGACUUUUGUGCGCAAUCUCCCGACAUACCAAUUCGACCACUCGCAGACCUACUGGGCCGAAUCGAGACUGUCCAAGAAAAUCGCUCACCGGGAGCAUGCCCCGAAUCAACUGCUGGGUAUCAGGAGCCCCGAGAGACUCGAUGGGGAGUGGCGCUGGAGGAACUAUUUGCGCCGCGCGGACAUCGACUGGCUCGAUGGCCACCAAAUCCAGUCGCAGGUUAUCUUCCCUGCCACUGGAUAUGUCGCAAUGGCGUUGGAAGCGGCUAGUGCGAUUGCUGGCGAGCAGAAGCUGCAGCUUGUCGAGGUUGGCGAUUUCGCGAUCGAGACUGCGAUUUCGUUGAGCGAUGAUGCGGCUGCCGUCGAGACGAUUUUCAAGGUUGAGAAUCUGCGGACAGAGGGCGCUGUUACUUCUGCUGAUUUCAGCUGCCACGCUGCUUUUGCUGGAACCAUGAAGCUUUGCGCCGGAGGUACGAUCAAGAUGGCUAUCGGGGGAGAGGCCGUUGACGCACUUCCUCCCCGAUCCCACUCGCAGCCAGCACUGCCGUCCCCCGUCGACAUCGAGGAGUUUUACAAAUACCUUGGCGAGUUAGGCUACGGCUACACAGGUCUUUUCCACAGCAUCAACGCAUUGACAAGACAAAUGAACGCCUCCAGCGGUACCAUGCUGAAUGCCGGCUCGAUGGACUCGCAGAAUCGCUACAUCCUCCACCCAGCCCUCAUGGACACCAUCCUCCAAACCAUCCUCGCGGCUAUUGGUACCCCAGGCGAUGGAAGACUGGCCACCCUGCAGAUCCCCACCAAGAUCAACCGGAUCACUAUCAACACAGGUCGCUUUGACGGUAAAUCUCCCGACGUCCUUGGUGCUGAGCUUCCGUUUGACGCUGUUAUUACGGGAUACGGACCCAAUGGUGUUCAGGGUGAUGCAGAUUUGUUCACGGCAGACCGAACGGCCGUGGUGCACAUGGAGGGUGUUCAGAUUUCGCCGCUGGAGACUCUGACGCCUGAGCAGGACCGUUUGAUGUUCUCUGAGACGGUUUGGGGCCCGAUGCACCCUGAUGCUGAGGCCGUCUAUGUGCCGGCCACGCGUGAGCAGCUCGAUACGGGACGGUUGAAGGAGAAACUCGUUUUGCUGUAUAUUCGGGACAUACUGGCAGGUCUUCCUGCUGAUGUGCGCGAUAAGCUCGACUCGCACCAGAGCAGGGUCGUGGCCUGGUUUGACAAUGUUCUUUCAGCAACCCGCUCCGGAGAACACCCCAUCUGCCAAAAGGAAUGGCUCGACGAGGACCGAGACGCUGUUGCCACCCAAUUGGCCGGUGAGACGGGCGUCGACAUGCUCGCAAUCCAGACCGUCUCAGAAACCAUGUCCUCCUUCCUCCGUGGCGAAACCUCCAUCAUGGAAACCCUCCGCGAAAAGAGCCUCCUGGAUCGGCUAAAGCGCGAACUCGCAGACCCCGCUAUCAUCACGCACAUGGCAGAUGUCGCCGGACAAAUCGCCUUCCGCUACCCUCGCAUGAAGAUCAUGGAAGUCGGCGCCAGUGGCGGACCUGCCACGCAGGCUAUCCUGGACCGCAUUGGGAUGUCAUACCACUCCUACAUGUAUACCGAUGUAUCUCCCGUUGUCCUCGAGGAAGCGGAGAAGACGUUCAGCGAGCAUGCAGAGCGCUUCACGUACAAGUUGUUCGAGCCGGAGAGGGGAGCCAAGGAGCAGGGAUUCCAGGAGGGUUCGUACGAUCUGGUUGUUGCUGCGGGUUCUAUCCAUCCUACUGCGUGUCUGAAGGAUACUCUCACCCGGAUGCGCAGCUUGUUGAAACCCGGUGGCUAUCUGCUGUGUCUGGAAGGAACCAACACCGAUGAACUGCUUGCGUCGUUUAUCUUCAGCGGGUUUGAGAAAUGGUGGCAAGGCGAGGCCGAUGGCCGACCAUGGGGUCUCAUGGCCAAGGCUGCGGAGUGGGAUAACCUCCUCAAGGAUGCUGGCUUCGCCGGUCUGGACACGGUUACACCGCACGACGAUUCGCUGUUGAGACCGUUCUCCGUGUUUGUGGCCCAAGCCGUGGAUGACCGAAUCCAGCUGCUUCGGGAGCCUUUGACGUCUGGGGUCCAGGCACCGCAACACAACGAUUUGGUCAUCAUUGGAGGCGAGAAGCCGGAAACCUCGUCGUUGGUGGCUGAGGUGGAGGACUUGGUGGCACCGUCCUUCUCCCGUGUCAUCAAGGCCCAAACCCUGGAGUCACUCGAUCUGCCCGAAUCGUCGAUGGCCACCAUCUUGAACGUCUCCGAUCUGGACUCGCCAUGCUUCGAUGAGCUGAACGAGCAGCGAUUCAACACCCUCAAGACCCUCAUGGGCGCUAGCUACCGAUUCCUGUGGAUCACCGCCGGUCCUGAGUCUGAGAACCCCUACCAGAGCAUGAGCAAGGGAUUGCUCGCCUGUGCUGGUUACGAGAAUCCGCUGGCAUACUUCCAGCACUACAACAUUGUCGACGAGGAUGCCGUGCAGGCGAAAACUGUCGCCACUGCAUUGAUGCGUAUGGCUCACAAUGAUUCCGACAAUGACUACAGCCUGGCAAACGGUGUCUGGAACAUCGAAACGGAGAUUCGAUUGGAGAACGGCAAGCCAUGGAUUUCCCGCCUCCAGAACGACAGCGCCAUGAACAACCGGUACAUGUCUGAGCGACGGGUUAUUCACAAUUCCGUGGAUGUGCAAAAUGCGGUUGUCCGUGUUCAAAAGGACCAGAACAACUAUGAGUUCCUUCUUGAGCAACAGAGUCCCAAGGAUGGCGCGUUCAAGGUCCAGAUUCGAGUCGACUAUUCCACGUCAACUGCCGUCAGAGUGGAUGCAAUUGGUUUCUUGCAUCUCAUUAUCGGACGCGAUGAGAGGACACAGGGUCGUCUGCUCGCCUUGUCUGAGACCAAUGCGUCCGUCGUCUCCGUGACGCCGUCUUGGUGCUGCCCUAUUCCCACUGCCGCUAAAGGCCGAGAGGCCAGUUACCUUACCUCAAUGGCCGCUGCCAUCACCGCUGAGCAUCUGCUUGCACAGGCAACACCCAACACGAGUAUCCUGGUCCACGAAGCGGACGAAGUUCUCCGAAAUGUCGUCUCGACCCACGCCAAAUCCAAGCGUGUCAAGACGUGCUUCACCACAAGCAAGCCCGAGGGCCGGUCACACGAGACGGUCUACCUUCAUGAAAUGAUGCCGACUCCCUCGUUGAUGCGCGUGUUGCCUCGGAACGUGUCGGUUGCCGCUUCCGUUGGGGCCAGCUCGGAUCGAAACUUUGCCAGAAUCGAGCAGAUGUCGCUUACCAGCCUGCGUUGUGAGCGUCCUGAGACGCUUCGUCAAGACACCGCUGUCGUGAGCAAGCCUUGUGAUGUCGCAAAGGGCGCGACACUGCUACAGAUUGCAUCGCAAUUGGUAGAGAGCUGCAUGGGGACGAAGAUGGACAGCGUCGAUGUGGCGCACCUGGCUGAAGGUGGCGUAUCCGAGGAUGGUCUGCGGAUUAUUGACUGGACUAAGUCUCGUGCCGUUCCAGUGAAGAUGCAACCGGCCAGUUCCUUGGUUGUUUUGUCGGCCCACAAGACGUACUUGUUAGUCGGAAUGACGGGUGACCUUGGACAGUCUGUGUGUCACUGGAUGCUUGACAGGGGAGCUCGCAACUUUGUCCUUACCAGCCGGAACCCCAAGGUUGAUCAGCAUUGGAUUGAGGAAAUGGCGGAGUUUGGUGCCAAUAUUGUCCCGAUGUCCAUGGACGUUACCAGUCAGGAAUCCAUCCUGAAUGUCGACCAGGCUAUCCGCAAGGAUCUUCCCCCGGUUGGCGGUGUGGUCAACGGAGCUAUGCUUCUCAACGACAGUCUACUGAUGAAUAUGUCAUUCGAGGAGAUGCAACGCACAUUGAUGCCCAAGGUCAAGGGUAGCGUCCUGCUCAACGACCUCUAUUCCGGCUCUGGCCUGGACUUCUUCAUUCUGAUGGGAUCGAUCGCCGGACCGCUGGGUAACCGAGGCCAAUCUGCCUAUGCCGCCGGCAAUGUGUUCAUGACGAGCAUUAUCGAAUCGCGCCGCAAGCGCGGUCUCCCUGGUAGUAUCAUCAACCCCGGCCAGAUUCUCGGUGUCGGGUACGUCUCCAAGGCCGGAUCCUGGCUCACCAAGGCCCUGGUCAACUCCAUCGGUUCCUACUCCAUGUCCGAGCAAGACCUCCACGAGCUCUUCGCCGAAGGUAUCCUUGCUGGCCGUCCGGAAUCCAACCGCAACCCCGAUAUCAUCGCGUCCUUCAAGCUGGAGUCCCCCGUCCAACGUCCCGAUGUCAUCUGGUACCGCAACACCAAGACCUGGGACUUUAUCGUGCACUGGGCGGAGCGGAACUCGUCCUCUGGCGGGAACACUAAGACGGUGCCAGUCAAGGUGCAACUGCAAUCCGCUCAGAAUGAAGGCGAGGCUGCUGAGAUUGUCGAAGCCGCGUUCAUUGCGAAACUCCGCAGCAAGCUCGGGUUGCCGGAAGAGGAUGAAGUCUCGGGCGAAACGGCUCUGAUUCAGUUGGGAGUUGACUCGUUGGUCGCGCUGGACUUGCGAGGAUGGUUUGUGAAGGAACUCUCGGUGGAUGUGCCAAUUCUGAAGAUUCUGGGAGGGUCGUCGAUUGGUGAGCUUGCGGCUGAAGCUGCGUCCAAGUUGUCUGCGACUUUGGGAGAGAAGAAGGAUUAGCUGUAAUUAAUUGAAAAUUAUACCCUGAGUAAACAAAGAAUCAAGAGUUAUGUAUCUUGCC
Molecule: messenger RNA, 7527 nt
Organism: Aspergillus glaucus CBS 516.65
Lineage: Eukaryota; Fungi; Ascomycota; Eurotiomycetes; Eurotiales; Aspergillaceae
Gene: pyr2
Product: non-reducing polyketide synthase pyr2
Exons: 2
Coding region: 45-7466 (2473 amino acids)
Biological process (GO): fatty acid biosynthetic process; secondary metabolite biosynthetic process
Molecular function (GO): 3-oxoacyl-[acyl-carrier-protein] synthase activity; phosphopantetheine binding; fatty acid synthase activity
Source: RefSeq, a predicted model, not a curated record